AUGGAGAGCCACAUUGCACUGAUGACCCAUGAUGCCAACUUGCAUGCAGCACCAUCAGCAGAGGAUAAUAUGGAGAAGGAGGCCAACUCCUUAUCAUUGGAAGAAGAUGAUGUAGUAGACAUUGAUGUUUCAGAUUUGCAUGGGGAGAUGAACAUGGAUGGCAGUGGCAGGGCUCUUUCCACACCACUUCCCUCAUACACUUCCUCCGCGUCUCUACCGCCUAAGCUGCUUCCUUCCUUCAAAAGGAACAGCGCUGCAGCGACCGGCAAAGCGCCUCAAGUACACAACGGUAUCGUUCCACCCAACGGACGCUAUCACCCGUACCAACGCGAUCCGUGUCGCACGCACCGUCUAACCCAGGGGAAUCUCAUCCAAGCAAAGCCCCCACAAGCCAGCUCACAAGGCAUCACAGCCGAGCGUCGCCAACAGGAGCGCAAGGUUAGCCUCUGGCUCGAAGACAUUCCAAAAGACGCGCUUACCCCGUUCAUUCCUCUCCAACCUCCUCACCCCUACGCUACAUUCCCCGCCAUUGACGUCCUCAACUUCGCACUCUCAAAGAGUUACCAUCCUCGAGGAAUCCACGAGAAUCCCAAAGGCACUCUCUCCGAGAAUAUCGCGCCGACUGUAUACGCUACUAUUCAGCGAUACAAAGUCCUGCAGCAGCCUCACAUCGCUGCCAAGUUCACGGAAGAGCAGUUGAAGUGCCGAGAUCGAAUUCUUCGACACCUAUCCGUCAUAAACGAGCACAUAGGGGCCGGGCACGAUUUCACCUUCGUCGAUAGGCGCAUCGCUAUUAAGCUUUGCGUAGGAUUAGGAAAGAUUUCCUUCAAGGGAAUCAAUAAGGAACAGGAGCGCGUAGGCAAAGAGAUAGUGAAGUUUGAGAAGGAGUCGUGCUACUGGCCUUAUUAG
Laetiporus sulphureus 93-53 is the source of this 909-nucleotide messenger RNA. RefSeq lists its product as uncharacterized. The coding region runs from base 1 to 909 and encodes 302 amino acids. NCBI's taxonomy places the organism in Eukaryota, Fungi, Basidiomycota, Agaricomycetes, Polyporales, Laetiporaceae. The transcript has 2 exons. The record is from RefSeq and is a predicted model, not a curated record.